Messenger RNA from Drosophila serrata, 1431 nucleotides. Its product is annotated as transmembrane protein 65. The record is from RefSeq and is a predicted model, not a curated record. Gene Ontology annotation, cellular component: mitochondrion. Lineage: Eukaryota; Metazoa; Arthropoda; Insecta; Diptera; Drosophilidae.
AUAAGCAAACAGGUGCUAGUUUCACGGAAUUUUAUAGAAAACGCUUAAAAAUUAUAAACUAAUAAAAAAACACAAAAAACUCAGCCAUAUUUAAUUAUUUUUCGUUUUAAAAAGGGCGCGAAGCCCCUCUGCAAGGUUGUCGUUUGUGUUUGACGUCACGAAAUUAAAAUGCGACAAUAUUAUGCUGCGUUGAGACAGCUAAUGCGCUACAGGGAGACCUCGAUGAUAUCUUCAAGAUUUAGGUCGCAGUUGUUGUUCCUGUCGUCAUUCUCCGACUACACGCCCGCACAUAGAAACUACUCAAAGUUUAGCACGCACCUGUCAACGGAGCGGGCUAUGGAGUUGCUGUGUAACUUGGACGAAGAAGAACGCAGCAAUCUCCGUUGUGCACUGGGAAAGAUGGAAGCCGAUAAGGAGAAGAAACUAUACGAGAGUCAGUUGGCCGUUGGCAGUUGGCGCACUCGCUUCGGACGACUAUCAAACAAGCCCGCGUUGGGUCAGGUUAUUGCCGGGACAUUUUGUGCUGUGCCCGAUGAUUGGCUGAGAAGAAAAAUGGUCGAAUCUGCAGCAGCUCCCACAGCUAGCCAGUUAUACAGUAUAUUUUUUGUGAAUGCUGUUCCCUUUAUCGCUUUCGGGUUUCUUGAUAACUUUAUCAUGAUAAUGGCGGGCGAAUACAUUGAAUACUAUUUGGGUCACUUUAUAACGCUGUCAACAAUGGCGGCAGCUGGCCUUGGUAACACCAUAAGCGAUAUUCUAGGCAUCACUAUGGCCACCUAUGUUGAAAACGGCUGCCAGAUAUUGGGCCUGAAGCAGCCCAAGUUGACACCAGCCCAAUUCGAGCUGAAGUCCAGCAAGCGAUCAUCCAGUAUUGGUCGUAUUGUUGGCAUUACAGUGGGAUGUCUGCUUGGAAUGUGUCCCUUAUGGUUCAUGGAAGAAAAACCGUCAGAGAAGCUAGAUGCUGCGACUGACUAAACUAAAGAAAGCUAGAGGUUUGGGCUAUUUUGGCCAAUUAGAUGCGGCAUUAUUUUAAGUUAUCAUAAAUCGACGACGAUGGUUUUAUUUUAAAAUACUUUAUAUUGCCUAACAUGCAAUUUAAAUAAUUUAUUCUUAUUGGUUUUUCGUCAAUUUGAAUGAAAAGUUCUACGAUCUGGUCAUGUAUUACGUAAACACGUAUUUGGGAAAAAAAAAAUUUUUUUGGUUAGAUUUUAACUCUUUAAAUUUGUGAGUCGCCUAAUGGGCCAAGCUAAAUUAUAAAGAACUAUAAUCAAAGUCUUAGAAAAUCAAUUCACUUAAAUUUAAUUUAUAUGUAUAAUAGUUUACCAAAUAUGUAUUUAUAUUGAGAUAAAAACAAUCAAUAAGUUAAGGACUGUCCUCUUACCAAGCUACACUGAAAAGUGCCUAUUAAACGUGCUUAAAAACUUGUGCCCUCUA